AUGAGAUUUCACCCUAAUACAUUGUUUAUUAUAUCAUUACUGUGGAGCAUCACUGACGCCGCACCAUUGAAGGAUAGACUACCAGCUUUGGGGUUCAGAUGUCACACAACAAGGAGAUUAGUGGAUAGAAUUCAUGGUGCUAAUGGGACCACCUCGGUUGUGAAAACAUUUCUGGAGCUAUUCCUAACCAUGAAUACCCGCGUGGAAUCGAAGAAACUGGAUUUUCAGGGCACAGUGACUGAGAUUAUUGAUGAGAUGGGGCAAAAUAUAGUCGCAGCAAACCAAGAUUAUAAUGAUUUUGACCUAUUGCUCUUCAUGGGGUCCCUUGGCCUGAUUUACGAACAGACUGCAUUGCAGAACGACAUUUCACAAAUAACUGAGUCUCUGGAAAUGCAUCACAUGUUUUGGAACUUCAGGGCCAAUUGGUUCCACAAACCUCUGAAACAACUGAUUGGACGCUUUUUGAGAUCACAGCUCGCUUACACAAAGUGGUAUCUUGGUGAACUUCGACAUGACUUCUUCAUAAACGGUCGAAGAGAGGAGUUGUUAGGUGAAGGGUACCGUUCAUUGCUUCUAACCGCAGUAGUGGCCCAUCAAUUUAACAAGGCUUUGUACGAACUGGACACGAUAGGUUACACGAGGUCAGUCUUGAAGGGAACAAAACAGUAUGGGCAGUAUCUGAAAGAAUGGUUUGGCGGAGAACUAAGUUCUGAACGAACUGAAAUGAUUACUACCGCAAUCUCCUCCAAAGUAAUAUCAGGAUACAGGAGUCCUCCCAACGGGGACGACCCACCAAGAACUGAGAAAGCCAGGAUAUUUUGGAUGGAGCCACUCCUACUCCUCAUGACAGUAAUUCUCAUGGUCGAUAAAUGUGGAGGGUAUAAAGCAUUUCCCUGUACAUGUUAUAUCUGUUUGGCUGCCAUGUUCAAUUUACUGAUCUUUGCUCAGGUUUAUUUGGAGUUGGUUGGACGUGCCCCAAAGGCUCCCGAGGUAUCUAAUCCGUAA
Molecule: messenger RNA, 1005 nt
Organism: Naumovozyma castellii
Lineage: Eukaryota; Fungi; Ascomycota; Saccharomycetes; Saccharomycetales; Saccharomycetaceae
Exons: 1
Coding region: 1-1005 (334 amino acids)
Source: RefSeq, a predicted model, not a curated record